CGGGUACGUGCACAUGGUUGCAAGGGGACGGGUUACGCUCGUGGAUCCUUUCCCCAACUUCCAAGGUUUCCCUGGAUAUGUAGUGUGAUCUUCAGCCCAUAUGCACGGGUGUUCUUUGUCCUGUUCUGUGCUGUUCUCCCCCCCAACGCGGAGAUUGGAGAUUUCAGGCUAUGCGCGUCAUUUGCAACCAAGAGGGCAGCAAGCCAUGAAAGCCCUACCGAGCCCAGUAACCGAGUCGCGGGGGGCGAGAAUGGAAUAAAAGCAUUGUGGUUUCCCAUUCUUAGAUUCUUUGAUUGAAUCUAUUCCCCGAUCGCCAACUUCGAUCUCCCCACGUACCAACUUACCUAUGCUACGUACUUGCCGCGGAGUUAAGGAUUCAGAUAGGUAGAGAAGCGAAAAAAGAAAAGCCAUGGCAGGCUGGUAUUCUCUUGGGAUCGCCUUCUUCGCCGCCAUCGGCACAUUUCUCUUCGGAUUUGACACGGGCAUUGCUACUACCACCAUCGCUCACGAAAGCUGGAUCGAUUACAUGCACCACCCCUCCAAUGGACUCACCGGUGCGGUAGUAGCCGUGUACAUCGCCGGCGAAGCGAUCGGCGCUCUCACCCAAACCUUCAUAGGGGAUAGGCUAGGUCGUAUCCGGUUCAUGCAGCUGCUCUGCAUCAUCGUCACGAUCGGCACCACGAUCCAGACCGCCUCCGUCAACAUCGGCAUGUUUCUCGCGGGCCGCGCCAUCGCCGGCAUCGCGGUCGGCGGCAUGGUCGGCACCGUCCCGAUCUACCUCAGCGAGAUCUCGGCGCCGGACCAGCGCGGGCUCAUCGGCGGCAUCUCGGGUUGCGGCAUCGCCUUCGGCACCAUGGCGUCCAACUGGGUCGGCUUCGCCUGCUCGUACGCGCCGUACGGCGCCGUGCAGUGGCGCCUGCCCCUCGGCAUCCAGAUCCCCUGGGGCGUCAUCAUGUUCGCGGGCCUGUCGACCUUCAUGCCGGACUCGCCGCGCCAGCUGCUGCGCAACGGGAAGGUCGAGGCCGCGCGGCGCGAGUUCGCCCGCGUCCGCCGCGACCUCAAGUCCCACGACGAGGAGUUCGCGCUCAUGCGCGCGCAGAUCGAGUUCGAGAUGGCGCGCGAGAUCAAGUCCUACCGCGAGGUCUUCACGCUCUUCGGCCGCCGCGCGUUCGUCUCGAUUAUCGUGCAGACUAUGACGAGCUUGACGGGGAUCAAUGUUAUUCAAUACUACCAGACUACUUUAUACAAGUCGUUGGGCAUACAACAGGAAACGAUUCUCGCGCUGGCUGGCGUGUACGGCACUGUGGCAUUUAUUUCGAAUACUAUCACGACGCGGUUUUUGACGGACCAGUGGGGUCGUCGGAAGAUGAUUAUAUCGGGCACGGCGGGUUUAAUAUUGAUCAUGAUAUACUCUGCGGUGAUGCAGCGCGAGUUCCAGAACAGCAAUAACAGGCUUGGCAAAGGUUUCUCAGUCUUGGGUAUCUACCUGUACGUUGCGUGGUACUAUGCCAUGGUUAACAGCACAACGUGGCUCUAUGGCGCCGAAGUGUUGCCCAUCGCGCUAAGAAGCAAGGUGAUGGGACUCGCGGCGGCGGGUCACUUCAUCGUCAACGUCGCCGUGACGGAAGCCGGGCCCAGCGCGUUCGCUAACAUCGGCGAGAACUAUUAUUACGUCUUUGUCGGGUGCACGUUGGUCUUCCUGAUCAUCGCGUAUUUUUACUUCCCGGAAACGCGCCGGAAGACGCUCGAGGAGAUUGCGCGGGCUUUCGGCGAUAAAGUUGUGCUCGUUGACGAAGGUCCGAUCGAUGGUGAACACGUAGAUGGGCAGGACGAGGAAACGGGCAGCGUCGUGAAGGGUGAGAAUAAGGCUACGGCGUCCACUACUUCGACUAUUCCUCCUAGCCACGGGCCCACCCCGUAGUAGUAACUCUAAAUCAUCUAUACCUAUCUAAGAGAAGUUUGAAUCAUGAUAAUUACACGAGAGCGAAUCCUAAUGAUGACAUAGUACAUCGAAAUCGUAAUAAACACCCAGGUAUGGAGUCUC
Messenger RNA from Annulohypoxylon truncatum, 2044 nucleotides. RefSeq names its product putative MFS monosaccharide transporter. Gene Ontology annotation, cellular component: membrane. Gene Ontology annotation, molecular function: carbohydrate:proton symporter activity. NCBI's taxonomy places the organism in Eukaryota, Fungi, Ascomycota, Sordariomycetes, Xylariales, Hypoxylaceae. Gene Ontology annotation, biological process: transmembrane transport; carbohydrate transport. The transcript is spliced from 4 exons. The coding region runs from base 410 to 1921 and encodes 503 amino acids. The record is from RefSeq and is a predicted model, not a curated record.